AUGUCUUCCGCUACUUCUUUCUACGACUUCGAGCCUGCUGACAAAAAGGGCACACCCUUCCCCCUCUCUUCUCUCUCCGGAAAGGUCGUACUGGUUGUGAACACCGCCUCAAAGUGCGGCUUCACACCACAGUUCGAAGGCCUGGAGAAGCUCUACAAGAACUUGUCGAGCAAGUACCCAGAUGACUUCACAGUCAUCGGCUUCCCCUGCAACCAGUUCGGCAGCCAAGACCCCGGUUCCGAUGAUGAGAUCCAGUCCUUCUGCCAGCUGAACUACGGUGUCUCCUUCCCCGUGCUGGGCAAGCUCGAUGUGAACGGCGAUAACGCCGCACCCGUGUGGACCUGGAUGAAGGAGCAGCAGCCUGGUAUUAUGGGCCUCAAGCGCGUGAAGUGGAACUUUGAGAAGUUCCUUGUUUCGGCUGAUGGAAAGGUUGUUGGUCGUUGGGCUACUACUACCAAGCCUGAGGGUCUUGAGGAUACUAUUGUUCAGGAGCUUGAGAAGGCUAAGAAGGCUGGUACUCUUGCUUCGAUGAAGAAGGGUGAUGCUCCUGCUGCCACUGAGGCUUAG
Messenger RNA from Penicillium antarcticum, 567 nucleotides. Its product is annotated as glutathione peroxidase. Gene Ontology annotation, molecular function: glutathione peroxidase activity. The record is from RefSeq and is a predicted model, not a curated record. The coding region runs from base 1 to 567 and encodes 188 amino acids. Gene Ontology annotation, biological process: response to oxidative stress. The transcript is spliced from 2 exons. NCBI's taxonomy places the organism in Eukaryota, Fungi, Ascomycota, Eurotiomycetes, Eurotiales, Aspergillaceae.